Molecule: messenger RNA, 5520 nt
Organism: Trichobilharzia szidati
Lineage: Eukaryota; Metazoa; Platyhelminthes; Trematoda; Strigeidida; Schistosomatidae
Source: the annotation of a GenBank genome assembly
AUGCAUGGGAGCGCGACCUUGAACAGAUUAAUAUUAGACACUUUACAGGCUCGAACUAAAACAGAACGCUAUAAUUACAAUCCAAUAUGGAAUGAAACAAUAGAAUUCUGUGAUUACUUUCCUUCGUUUACUAGAACAAUAAGAAUUAAUGUUAGAAAUGGUGGAUUGAAAGGCGAAUUGAUUGCUACGCGUUUAAUUGAUAUACGUGAUAUCAUGUGUCAUGUUGGCGGUCGCAAUUUUCCAUACUUUGGACCAUCAUGGAUCAAUCUUUACGGAACACCUCGCAUCUACUCCUAUGCUCAGAUGCUUCGUCCAGAGGCUGAAUUGAAUCAAGGCCUUGGAGAAGGUGUUGCCUAUCGUGGCCGAAUAUUGGUGACAAUUAAAUCAGCGGAAGAUGAGGACGUCAUUCGAAUCGGUACUAGUAAAUAUCCUGCUAGUCCUGUUUCAGAAACUGCUGCUGGAAAGAAAAGUUUAUAUUUCCUUUUCGCGUGCUUUUCUGAUGCAAGUGUAAUUGAAAAAAAACUUGGCCUGAAGAACAAAGCGAUUUCAUAUGAAAUGAGUUUCGGACUAUACGGUAAUAUGUUAGAUGGGAAACGAGGUGGAGUAGAACCACAAACAAUCGAAGUUAUACAACCCAAUGACAAUAGAGAACGCGUUGACUGGUGUCAUACAAUCACACCGCCACUCAUUCCAUUAACAGAUGACAAGGAAUAUUAUUAUUUAAAUUUUGGCAAAAAGAAACCGUGUUUAUAUUUGACAGCGUAUUUUGAAGAUCAUCGUACUAGAAUGUGUAUACCAAAUAUUUUAGAAAAGUUAUGUGAAGAAUUUUAUUAUCAAAUUCAACGCGUUAAACACCUGUACAUUAGACGUAAAAUAUCUGAUUCAAGAAAUUAUCUUCGGACAGUUUUCUUGAUUAUGGCGAAAAAAUUCAAUCAAGCUCAAGAAUCGAUUCGAUCGUGUCGUGAUACUGCUAGCACUACACUACUCGAUCGGGAAUACUCUCGACGAAUACGCCGGGAUCUACGUCGAAUGGCUAUGUACAUGAUUAAUCUGUCGAAACAAGUUCAUAAGCACACGUUGGGUGAAAAAAUCAAAGAUAUUAAUGGGUUGCACAGACGUCUGCGUAGUUUAAUUAAUUGUCCCCAAGAUGGUUUACCGGAUGUUUUCAUCUCAAUGGUAAUGGAAAAUCAACGAGUUGGUUUUGUCAGAAUUCCCGCACGCGAUAUUUAUUAUUCAGCUGUGGAAGGUGAACGAGGCAAAUGGAGUGGACAAAUGGCAACUUUAUAUUUACGUAAACAAGGACGUGAAGGUGUUGGGCCUAAAGGUUGGAGAAUUCAAAGUCAAAUACGUGUAUACUUAUGGCUUGGCUUGAUUAAAGAUUUCGUUGCUUACACAUGUGGUUUACCUGGUGGAUAUGACAAAAGUGUAUUCAACACACCGAAACCACCGAAUGAACUGGUUUAUCUAGAGAGUAGUUGCUUCCAGUUAAGAUGUUAUAUAUUUAUAGCACGUGACUUGAUAGCGUCUGAUUCCAGUGGUAUGUCAGAUCCAUUGGCUCGAAUACUGGUCGGACCGCAUGUAUUACAAACACAAGUUCUCUAUCAGACUAUGAGUCCUAUGUGGGAUGUUGUACUCUGUAAACAAGUAGUAUUCUAUCAGAAUGCUCAAUCUGUGAAAGAAAAUCUUCAAGAACUUAUUGUGGAAAUAUUUGAUCUUGAUCCUGGGAAUGACUUGGAAUUCCUGGGACGUUGUUUCUGUGAGAUAAAUGUAACUUUGGAUGGGGAGAAAUACAAACCACCACGUUUACAAUGGUGGCCAAUAUUUCGUGGACAGACACCUGGUGGGGAAUUAUUGGCUGCUUUUGAUUUAAUUCAGGAAGAUUCACAUAUUCCGUUUGAGAACUUACCAACUUUCGACGAGUUAGCUGCCUACACUAAAGAAUUCGAUGAUCGUGUCAUCUUGAAAAGUAUUGAAGGCAUGUAUCUAGACGAUGAAGAUGAUUUGAACAAGGAUUCAGAUACUGAAGAUGAUGAAAUGAUGAGCAAUGUAAUGGAUGAUGAAUUCGACGAUAUCUUCGAUACAGAGUCAGUAAUGCUGUUAGGUGAUGGUAGUGAUGAUCAACUGAAAAAUGCUAAACGCAGACAAAUUAAAAUUGGUAUGGCACCACCGAAACUUGUUCUAGUCAGACGUAAAGGUGACUAUCGGAUACCGGAUAAUAUUCGACCACCGUUGCAACGUUUUAGGAUGGAAGUUUUAUUCUGGAGUGUAUGGGGUAUGGUACGUCAACACUUGUUACCGGUUAAACGACCACGUGUAGUCGUUGAAAUUGGUGGUCAUAAAUUAGAAUCGGAAGUGAUCAAUGAUUUGUCUAAACGACCCGUCUUUGAAACAAAGCUGAAGGCUAUGGAUGUUUACUUACCAGUUGAUGAACGUUACUGGCCACCUUUAGUUUUUUCAUGUUUUGAUAAUCGAAUAUUGGGGACAAAAAUAACAAUUGGAAGUCAUACAAUUUCAAAUGCACGUGACUACUUGGUGUUAGACGGUGAAAGUCAAUGGUCAGAUAACAAUAGUACAGUGUAUGUUGACAGUGAAUCUGAUGGUCCAGGAAGAUUGAAUUUUGGUUUUGGCAAAGGUGAAGAUCUAUCUCUUCAAGAGAUGAACAGUGAACUGAUACUAUCGAAGACAAGUGAUAAUGAUUUCGAAAGUAAACAAUCCUUUGAAACAAGUAGAUCUGCUGCUGAACUCUUAGCCGAUUUGAAUCCAAGUUUUCAACAGUACGGUUUAAAGUAUAAACUACCUGAUAAAGUUGAUGAAUUGGAUGUAAUGUCUUCAGAUGGCGGUGUACUCUCCGGUGUAAUAACAGAUAAGAAACCAGUUGAAGCUCUACCGGGUCAAGCUCAUCUUGUCACAACGCAUCCUGGGCCAACACCUGAACAGCUGGCCACAGCUGAUUGGUGGACUCGUUUUUAUGUAACAAUAAGAAGUGGAGAGAGUAAUUACGAUGAAUCUAGAUAUAAAAAUGAAGUUGACCCUCUGACGGAUUCAGAAGACAGUGAUAUUGAAGAGAAAUUAGAGAAAAUUGCAGUCCAGUCAGACAAUGACUCAGACGAAGAAACUACCCAAGGGAAUGGAGUACAGCCAACUUACUUAGACUAUAAGCAGAAAAGAAAAUGUUGGCGAAGAAAUAAUAAGAAAACAAAGAAAAAGUUGACAGCCUUAGAAAAACGUCAAAUGGAACUCGCCAAGCGUAGAGCAAAAGUUAAAAAGAAGAAGAACAAGAAGAGUGUGAAAACAAAAGUCAAAGAAAGAUUUAUUAAUUCCAAGGGACUGUUUCAAAAGGAAUUUAUAGACUUAAACUAUGACAUUGAGACUCAGGAGGAUCAAAGUUGGGUGGAAACAAUAUUGAUAUAUCCAGUUGCACUUGAAGAAGUCCCAGAUUUUAACCGGUUUGAGCAACCUUUCCAAAAUCUUCCAUUUUAUAAAGGGAAACAACGUGAUGACGACGUAUCCGAUAGCCGUAUAACAGGAUUUUUCAAGGGUAAUUUAAUCAUUUAUCCGGUGAAUGAUGAUGAGCCUUUACCAACUGAAAUGUCACAAUUACGGUUAUACAAGACGCUGCCAAGCAAAAUAAAAGUCAAGUUAACUGUACGCUUAUACGUUAUAAGAGCGAUUGAAUUGCAUCCAAGUGAUACAAACGGUAAAUCUGAUCCGUAUUUAAUUGUUUCAUUGGGUAAAAAUGUUAUCAAUGAUCGAGAUGAUUAUAAACCGAAAACCCUGAAUCCUAUAUUCGGAAAAUAUUAUGAGUUUAUUGCCCACUUACCAAUGGAUUCUCUGCUCAGUAUACAGGUAAUGGACCAUGAAAGAAUAGGAGCAGAUACGCUUAUUGGUGAAACUCACAUUGAUAUAGAAAAUCGUUUCCAUAGUGCUCAUCGUGCCACAUGUGGUCUUAUGCCUAAAUAUUAUGCUCAUGGUUAUUGUCAAUGGAAAGAUAGUCAACAGCCAACAGAGAUACUGGCAAAACUCUGCGAGAAGUAUGGGAUUGAACAACCGGUUUAUAAUAUACUAGAAAAUAAAGUUACAAUUGGUAAUGAAUCAUUUUAUGGUAAUACAGAAAUUCGUAGUGAAACAGGCAUUACAAUUAAAUCCGUUGAACCGUUAGCACUGGAAGCACUGCAUAAUUGGUCAUCUAUUAUCAAUAAGGAUAUAAAACUAGUCACUGAACAUGUAGAGACACGUUCUCUGAAACAUCCAGAUAAUCCUGGCCUAAUCCAAGGUCGUUUACAAAUGUGGAUUGAUUUAUUUGAAAGAGAAGUUGCUGUCCCUCCACCAGCUAUUGAUAUAUCCCCACGUGUACCAGCAGCAUAUGAACUACGUGUUAUAAUAUGGAAUACAGCUGAAGUGAAACUCACUGAUACAUCAUUAUUCUCAUCAGAGAGAAGUUCUGAUAUUUAUGUUAAAGGAUGGAUAAAAGGUGUUGGUAUUGAUGAUCAAAAAACCGAUGUUCAUUAUAGAUCGUUAUCCGGUGAAGGAAAUUUCAACUGGCGUUUUAUAUUUCCAUUUGAUUAUAUUAAAGCAGAAGAUCGGAUAAUUUAUCCUAUUAAAGGAACAUUUGACAUAGAACCGCAUAUGAUGAAAGCUAACUGUGAAUUGACAUUACAAGUAUGGGAUGCUGAUAUUAUUACCAGAGAUAAUUUUAUUGGAUCGAUCACAAUGCGUCUGUCAUCUUUACCCCGAUGUGCUAAAACAGCUAAGAGUUGUGGACUGCAUCAGUUAGAAAGCGAUUGUCCUAAAUUUUCAAUGUUUAAAAAUCGAAGUGCCCGUGGCUGGUGGCCUGUGACUGAUGAAGAGGAUGAAGAAAUUGUUGUUCAGGGUAAAGUUGAAUGUCAACUGGAAAUGUUGAACAGCGCUGAAGCUGAAAGCAAUCCUGCUGGUCUAGGUCGUGAUGAACCGAAUGGACUUCCGAAACCAGAUCGACCGGAUAGUACAUUCAUGAAAUUCCUUGGACCAUUGAAUACCCUGCGUUAUCUAGUUAAAUAUCGAUUAAAAUGGGUACUGAUAAAAAUUUUCAUAAUAUUCCUCAUCUGUCUCAUUAUCUUCUUAUUCCUCUACAGUUUCCCAGGUGCUGUUGUCAACAGAAUAGUAAAUGCCUAAGAUUUUAUAUAUUUUUCACAAAAAACACGAAACAAACAACAUCAUCCGCUUGUAUUAUUCCUCCUCCCCUUCUGUUAUUCUCUCUAGGCCUUAUUCACAUGAAUAUGCAUUGAAUUAGUAUUAAUUUUCAUAUCUUAUAUUUUUAUAAUGCACAUUAUCGAUUUCUAUCGGAAAAAAAAAUUCAAAUUGGUUCAUAUUCUCUACAUUUCAAUGUACGUGAUCAUUUAUAUAUAUAUCGAUUUUUAUGCAAACCACAUGACAGCUUACAAAUGUUCAUUUUCGGUGUGGAAUCUUGUUAUAUAUUUAUAUUUUUGUCGAAUGCAGAUAUUCCCCUUUGGAAACUCAUGUGAUAUUUAUCAAUAAUUUGUC